AAGGUGUCCAAAUCGAAACGAACAUACACAUGCCCCAUUUAACCCAAGGAAGGCCCCAAACCCAAAUCCAAUUUCAUCACUUCACUUCGUAUAAAAUACUGUAGAGGAGAAGACAUUGCCAAUUGCCAACAUCUUCAUAUCUACAAAAAUUUACAAAACCCUUGAUCGAUCCUUCAUUACAACCGUUGCAUCUUCUGCCAUUCUACAUUCAAUUCGGAUGGAAUCGGCAUAAAUACCCCAAUAUCUCUCUUGUUUUGGGUGGAAAAUUUUUGUGGGUUUUCUGUGUUUUUGACGAUUGGGAUCUUACCUGAGAUGUGGAGAUCUCGGCGGAAAUUUAGCCGUGAUAAUGAUAGCAUUGAUGGUUCAAUCCGUAGAUCGUCUUCAAAUCUCAACUUCAUUCAUCGAUCCUUCAAAGACGUUGAGAAGCUGUUCGCUGAUGAUGGUAGUAAUGGUUUCAACAAAACCCUAGAUCAAUGCUCAACCACCGCUAAUGCCACCGCCACAGCCAGGAGACUCUCGAUCUUCCACCGAGUUCACCUCGCAACUAAAUUUGCGCGCGCUUUCUCCACUAGACAGAUCACGAAUCCGGAGAAAUCUCCACCGGAAUUAAAUACUACUCCGGCGGAGGCAAAAUUGAGAAAAUCUGACCGCGUGAUUUCCAUUCCGGGAGCGGAAAAGCGAGUGGUGGUAUACAUGACGAGCCUCCGUGUGGUCCGGCCGACGUUCGAGGCUUGCCGCACCGUUCAAUCGAUCUUACGAGGGUUCCGUGUCUCGAUUGACGAGCGUGAUUUGUCGAUGGACUCCCGGUUCCUCGACGAGUUACAGAACAUCAUGGCGGAAGGCGGUGAGGACGAGUUUGAAAAGACCAAACUAACCCUACCUAGGGUUUUCAUCGGCGGUAGGUAUGUCGGAGGUGCAGAGGAGGUGAGGCAGCUGCACGAGACCGGCGAGCUAAAGAAGUUCGUGGAGGGUUUGCCGGCGGUUACUCCCGGCGUAUGCGAGUUUUGCGGCGACUUCAGAUUUAUCCUCUGCGACGAGUGCAGCGGAAGCCACAAGUGCUACACUGAUAAAGGUGGCUUUAGGAGUUGUACUUUGUGCAAUGAGAAUGGUUUGAUCAGAAAAUGGAAGAUAAGAAGAAUUGGAUAAACGAGAAGAUAUGCAAAAACGAUGAAUUGAUCAAUGAGGAAGUAAAAGCCACAAAACUAUGGACGCGUAAUAAAAAACCCAAGUUACUAAACUAACUUCAUUUCUAUGCGACAUUGAGAGUGAUAUAUGCCUCAGAUAGAAAUGUGUCGACUGAAUACGUUUAGAAAACAUAGUC
Lactuca sativa (garden lettuce) is the source of this 1321-nucleotide messenger RNA. RefSeq lists its product as uncharacterized. The record is from RefSeq and is a predicted model, not a curated record. Lineage: Eukaryota; Viridiplantae; Streptophyta; Magnoliopsida; Asterales; Asteraceae.